Messenger RNA from Peromyscus californicus insignis, 4276 nucleotides. Its product is annotated as guanylate-binding protein 6-like. Lineage: Eukaryota; Metazoa; Chordata; Mammalia; Rodentia; Cricetidae. Gene Ontology annotation, molecular function: GTP binding; GTPase activity. Gene Ontology annotation, biological process: defense response to protozoan; defense response to Gram-positive bacterium. The record is from RefSeq and is a predicted model, not a curated record. The transcript has 10 exons. Bases 1470 to 3332 code for a protein of 620 amino acids.
UGAAGUGACAUCUUGUGGUUUUGAGUGUUAUUUCCUCAGUGUUUCCUAAAGCCUCUUAUAAUGCAGACUGCAUUUGAAAGGUUAUGAGCAACGAAACCAAGUAAGUCUUAAAGUAACCUCACUCUUGCUUAAACUGCAAACAGGAGCAAAACCAAGCAAGUGAUUUCAGGUAAAUAUGUGUGUUAGCCAGAAGCAAGACUCAACCUCAGUGAAGUAUAAGAAGCCAGACCACAGGAGAUCACGUGACUGUAGACUUUUACACCAGGUCCCCAGUCUUCCAAGACAGAACUUGAGUAACUGAAGCCUCUUCAUUUUGCUCCCACGUUUUCCUAAUAGAGCUGACUGACGUGUCAUCACGGGAGCAUAGACACUCCAUCUUUCAGUCCGGUACUUCCCAGUUUGUACAGUGCAUCUUUUUCAAAUAAAUUCUUCAACAUUUUAGAGUUUUCUUUUACAGUGAUUAGCAAACUGAAUGUUUUCCCCUGUGCUUAUGGUCAUUUGUAAACCUUCUUUGGAGAAAUGCCUAAUCCAGUGUUUUGCCCAUUUUGAAAUUGAGUUGUCUAUGGUGAAUUGUAGAUGUUCUUUGUUUAAGAUAACCUUUUUGAAUUUGUUUAACCUUAUAUCACAUAUGUAAUUUACAUUAUUCAUCACCCAUUCUUGGGUUGCCUUUCUAUACUCUUUUUAUAAAUCAUUUUAUGCACAAAAGUCCUUAAUUUUACAAAGUGGAUUUUAUCUAUUUAUUCACUCAUGUUGAGAUUUUGGUAUCAUAUUCAAGAAAUAAUCCCUACUUGAAAUCCAAGUUAGGUAAAACAGAGACCAGGUUAGCCCCAGGUUAGCCUGUUGCAAUUAAGGUCUGCUUUCCUUCCUGCAGACAGGAUCUGUGUCUGGUUGGGGUUAGGGCUAGGCAGUGAAAAGUCAAGUAAACACACACGUAAUUCACACUGUUUAUUCAUUUGGACAUCUCAGUGUUUGUGUAAUUCACGGCUGCCUUUCAAAGCUUCUAUGCAUUUUCAGCCAUUUUAAAAUCUAUUCACAGAAGAAACAAGGUCUUAGAAACCUCUGGUCUGCCAUUUUGCUGAGUCGUUAAGGUUUUGGAAACUGACUUAUGUUAUUGGCAGUGUGCAGUAAUCUGUAACUAGUAGGUACUUACAGAUUGUGGGAGGUCACAUGCUAAAGGCGUUCAUUAAAAGGCUUAGCAUAUUGUAAGACCUUAAUGAAGGUAACUGUUGUUUGGGUUUUAUCACACUGAAGUAAAACUUUAUAGAUGAUGGCAGCCCAUGUCUUACCAAAAGCUUCUUGAGAACUUUGGAAGAAUGAUGGAGAAAGAGGAGAACGUCCUAUGUGUCUAUUUGCUGCCAAUAGAAAUGUACAAAUGUCAUCAGUCCUAAUCCACCUAGGGUUGGAGUAACACUGAGGUGGAGACUAACUUUGUAUUCUUCUUGCAGAUUCCUCUAGCUUGGCAAGUGGCUAUGGCCAGACCAGAAAUGAUGGCUCCCAUUUGUCUGGUGGAAAACUUCAAGGAGCAGCUGUCUGUGAACCAGAAAGCCAUCAAGAUCCUGGACACUAUUUCGCAGCCAGUGGUAGUCGUGGCUAUUGUUGGAUUGUAUCGAACAGGGAAGUCCUACCUGAUGAACCGUUUGGCAGGACAGAAUCACGGCUUCCCUCUGGGCUCCACGGUGCAGUCUGAGACCAAGGGCAUCUGGAUGUGGUGUGUGCCACAUCCCACCAAGCCAAAGCACACCCUGGUCCUCCUGGACACUGAAGGCCUGGGGGACGUGGAAAAGGGUGACCCUAAGAAUGACUCGUGGAUCUUCGCCCUGGCCGUGCUUCUGAGCAGCACCUUCGUCUACAACAGCAUGAGCACCAUCAACCACCAGGCCCUGGAGCAGCUGCAUUAUGUCACAGAACUCACCGAGCUGAUCAGGGCAAAGUCUUCCCCAAAUCCUGAUGGAAUAAAGAACUCCACAGAGUUUGUGAGUUUCUUUCCAGACUUCAUCUGGACUGUUCGGGAUUUCAUGCUGCAGCUGAAGUUAAAUGGAGAAGACAUCACAGAGGACCAGUACCUGGAGAAUGCACUGAAACUGAUCCCAGGCAACAAUCCCAGAGUCCAAGCAUCCAAUUUGCCCAGGGAGUGCAUCCGACAUUUCUUUCCUAAACGGAAAUGUUUUGUCUUUGACCGGCCAACGGAUGACAAAGAACUCUUACAAAAAAUUGAGACUAUCUCAGAAGACCAGCUGGAUCCUAAGUUCCAGGAACAAACGAGGGCUUUUGUUUCUUACGUCUUCACCUAUGCAAAGAUCAAGACCCUCAGAGAGGGAAUUACGGUCACUGGGAACCGACUGGGGACUCUGGUGACGACCUACGUGGAUGCCAUCAACAGUGGAGCUGUGCCUUGUCUGGAUGAUGCGGUGACAACUCUGGCCCAGCGUGAGAACUCAGCAGCUGUGCAGAAGGCAGCUGACCACUACAGUGAGCAGAUGGCCCAGCGACUGAGGCUCCCCACAGACACGCUCCAGGAGCUGCUGGGUGUGCACACAGCCUGUGAGAAGGAAGCCAUUGCUGUCUUCAUGGAGCACUCCUUCAAGGACGAAAACCAGCAAUUCCAGAAGAAGCUGCUGGAAUUAAUAGAUGAGAAGAAAAGGAUUUUCAUGUUGAAGAACGAAGAAGCAUCAGAUAAAUACUGCCAGGAAGAACUGAGUCGACUUUCAAAGGCUUUGGUGGAAAAUAUUUCAAUGUUUUCUGCUCCUGGAGGACACAGGCUCUACAUGGAAAUGAGGGAAAAGAUUGAACGUGACUAUUGGCAGCUGCCCAGGAAAGGGGUUAAGGCAAGUGAAGUCUUCCAGAGCUUUCUGCAGUCACAGGCCACCAUUGAGAGUUCCAUCCUGCAGGCAGAUACAGCCCUCACUGCUGGGGAGAAGGCCAUUGCAGAGGAGCGGGCCCAGAAGGAGGCGGCUGAGAAGGAACAGGAGCUGCUAAGACAGAAGCAGAAGGAGCAGCAGCAACUGAUGGAGGCUCAGGAGAGAAGUCACAAGGAAAACCUAGAGCAACUGAGAACGAAGCUGGUGCAGGAGAGAGAGCAGCUCAUCAAAGACCACAAGAUGAUGCUGGAGAAGCAGCUGCAGAAUCAGAAGGCUUUGCUUGAAGAAGGGUUUAAGAAGAAAGCUGAGGAAAUGAAUGGAGAAAUACAGCGAUUGAGACAUAACGUCGAGGAUAUGAGAAAAAACAGUGGUUCCGUUUUGGACAAAAUUCUAGGAGGAUUUGCUACAGUGAUUUGUGCUCCUGCUUUAUUGAUUACAGAGGCUGUAAGAGGCAUUGCUUCACUAUUUAAAUAGAAUUCACUCUUCUUUUGAUGAAAUGAUAGAUUGUGAAUAUCUACUUUGUCUUUUUGUUUUGAAGCUUCGUGUUUUUAUCUUCAUUCAGCAAAUUUAAACAUAAAAAGUGCUUAUUAGAGGACAUCUAUGCCUGCACCACAGUAGACAGAACAUAUGUAUACAUGUUUGCACAGACAAUGUUUGCUUUUAGGGAACAAAUUUUUGAAACCAUUCAUAUGUAAGCUAUGUAAUUAGUCAUUAUACAUGGUGACAGUUACUGUUGGUCAACUUGACUGGAUAUAGAAUCAUCCAGGGGACAAGCUCUUCUGCAUCCUGUGAGGACUGUCUCAGCUAGGUUAGUUUGUGGGGGAUCACAAGCUCUUCUGCAUCCUAUGAGGACCAUCUCCACUAGGUUAGCUUGUGGGGGAUCACAAUCUCUUCUGUACCCUAUGAGUACCAUCUCAACUGGGUUAGCUUGUGGGGGAUCAUCUCAAGUUACUAUGAUGGGGAACACAUCUGAAGUGUGGGCACCACUGUUCCUGUGGACUGGGGACCUAGUUAAAAGGUGAGAGAAAGCUGGGCACUAACGUCCACCACUUGUGGCUUCCUGACUGUGGAUGCCAUGUGAUCAGCCAGCCUCCACUUCUUUCAGCAUGCUUUCUCCAACAUGCUCAAUGUAUCAUCUGGAACCAUGAAAUAGAACAAACCAUUUCUUUCUUAUCUUGCUUUUGUUGGGGUGUUUUGUCACAACAAGAAGAAAAGUUAUUGAUAUUGUCAUAAUGGUGAUACAUUAGGAAACUACUUAAACAUCGUUGAAUCAGAUUGAUAACUAAUUUUAAUAUGUCUGGAUCCUAGAUUACUAUACAGUCAAGAAACAAAUGUCAGUCAAGCUUUCUGUAUACUAAUGUAAAUUAAGCUUAAAGAUUCCUUAUAAAAUAAAGUGAAAACACCAUAUAAUAGUGUGC